Messenger RNA from Megalobrama amblycephala (Wuchang bream), 2722 nucleotides. RefSeq names its product adrenoceptor alpha 1D (gene adra1d). The transcript is spliced from 2 exons. The record is from RefSeq and is a predicted model, not a curated record. The coding region runs from base 344 to 1825 and encodes 493 amino acids. NCBI's taxonomy places the organism in Eukaryota, Metazoa, Chordata, Actinopteri, Cypriniformes, Xenocyprididae. Gene Ontology annotation, molecular function: alpha1-adrenergic receptor activity. Gene Ontology annotation, cellular component: membrane. Gene Ontology annotation, biological process: cell-cell signaling; positive regulation of cytosolic calcium ion concentration; adenylate cyclase-activating adrenergic receptor signaling pathway.
UUGGAGUGGUCGCUGAGGAUGCCACCAGAAGAAGCCUCUCCAUAUGACCUGCAUAUAGAUUUUAUAGACUUAGGAGCUUGUUAGUUUUUUUCGUCUACCUCAAAAAUAGUUUAAAAUAGUUCAAAUGUUAUUUCUUGUUAUGCCAUCACACAAAAGUGUAGGUGUAACGAGAUGUUUAACAGGCAGCAUUUUAUAAAUAGGCUCACAAAGUAACGGAUCCAAUUGAAAAAUCUGUAUCUGAAGACAACCUCCAACAGUGAUGAUGAAGAUGAAACUCACCAUGAACCGACCAGCCAACACCAUCGGACCAAACCAGUAAAAGUCGUCUUUAUGGAGUUUCAAAAUGACAUUUUCUAAACUGCUGAACGAGAGCAAUGAUGAAUUCCCCUCGGACUUUCUCUCCAACAUCAGCAGCAACACCACCACCUGUGAGGGCAUCACCCUCGACUCUCAAGUCAUCGGUGUGGGAAUCUUUCUGGCCAUUUUCAUUUUGGUGGCGAUCGUGGGGAACAUUUUGGUUAUUCUCUCGGUCCUUUGCAACAAACAUUUGCAGACGGUCACCAACUUCUUUAUUGUGAACCUGGCCAUAGCGGACCUUCUGCUGAGUAUCAUUGUCCUGCCGUUCUCCGCGUCUCUGGAGGUGUUGGGAUGCUGGGUGUUCGGUCGGGUCUUCUGCAACAUCUGGGCAGCGGUGGAUGUGCUCUGUUGCACGGCGUCUAUUUUAAGUUUGUGCAUUAUAUCCAUAGACAGGUACAUCGGGGUGAAACACUGUCUGAAAUACCCCACUAUCAUGACUGAACGGAAAGCAGGUGUCAUACUCGUGGUGGUCUGGGUUUCUUCAAUGGUUAUUUCUAUCGGACCGCUUUUGGGAUGGAAAGAACCUCCACCUAUUGAUGAAAGCAUCUGCAGCAUCACGGAGGAACCGGGUUAUGCUCUGUUCUCCUCCUUAUUCUCCUUCUACCUCCCGCUCAUGGUGAUUUUAGUCAUGUACAUUAGAGUAUACAUCGUGGCCCGCAGGACUACAAAAAGUUUGGAAGCGGGAGUGAAACGGGAGAGAGAUAAAUCAGUGGAAGUGGUGCUGAGGAUACAUUGCAGGAGCAUACCGGAGGAUUCGAGCACGAACUCGAAAACAAAAAACCACCCGUUCAGAAGUUCGCUGUCCGUGAGACUCAUGAAGUUCUCCAGGGAGAAGAAAGCUGCUAAAACCCUCGCCAUCGUCGUGGGCAUGUUCAUUCUUUGUUGGCUACCGUUUUUCUUCGUUUUGCCUUUGGGCUCUUUCUUCCCAGCUCUGAAGCCUUCUAAAAUGGUGUUCAAAGUAAUCUUCUGGCUGGGCUACUUCAACAGUUGCAUUAACCCCGUAAUUUACCCCUGCUCGAGCAAGGAAUUCCAGCGCGCCUUCACCCGUCUGCUGCGCUGUCAGUGUCAGCGGCGGCGCCGCAUCCUGCGCCGGUUCUACGAUCAGCGCUGGAGAACGGCCAUGCGGGGACACCGGAGGGACCCGCACAGAGACUACUGCUCUGGAUUCCCCUUUCACGAGCAGUGCGGUAACUCUAUAUAUUCCUGCCAGAGCAAAAGCCGGCCUCUUAGUCUGAAGGGCUGGAGCUUCUUCCCCCCUUUACAGAAGUCCUCCUUCCAGCUGAAGGAGAAAAUGAACAACCUUUCCAAUAAGAUCAAGAACGGGACGGGGAAGAGUAGCACGUCUGCUCUGGCCCGGACAGAGAUUGACACGGUCUCCAUGGGGAUCUAUAACGACUGCGCCGAUCAGAGCAGCUACCAGAUCUACGACCUCACAGAGUGCUACGGCCUGAAGGAAACAGACAUAUAAACAAAGACAGAGUUUACUGUUUGUUUUCUCAGAGCUCUGACCCACUGCCAGCUCUUAGGAAUUGUUAGAUUUUUUUUAAAAAUCUAUCAUAUUUCCUCAAAGACUAGUACUAUUCUUGUUAUGUCUUAAAGUACUGGCUUCAACACAGUUGAGAAGCAAAUCUGAGGGAAAAAGGACAUUGUGUGUUAAAGGAGAUUAAUGUAUUUUCACAUGGAUAAUUUAAAAAUAUUUCUUUAAAAGUGGGAAAAGUACACUGAAUGGAAAUAUUAUGAAAAAACAAACUUAUCUGCACUGGACCAGAAUGAAAAGACUCAUAGCUGCUGGGUAUCUGUAUACUGUGUUGUCCAUGUGGCCUUUGAGAAAUAGUCAGAUGUUUCAAACUCUCUGAUGACCAGCAAUGGUUUGAACUGUAUUUACAAUGAGCGAUUGUUACAAUGACUUUGACCCGUUGUCCAUUGAGUGUGAAUGGAAAACAUAUUUAACUGUGAUGUAUUCAAGAGACUGUUGAAUCCAUGAUACUGAUUUCUAUUGACAUAAUGAUUCACUGUGAUUCGCAGAUUACUGUGGAAUUCACUUUUAAAUGACUCGAAAUUGAUUUAGAGGUACAUACCAUUAAAUGUGAGGCACAAUUUAUAAUUGAAAUGGAUUUUGUGCAGAUGUUUUCAGUUUUUCAGAGGGUAGUUGAAUACUGUGUGCUAUUCAUGCUACUCUUAUUUCAACCAUGAGAUUUUCAGUCAUCUCUAAAAGGACCAACAUUAAAAAAAAAAAAAAUCAUAAUUCAUGGACUACAACUCAAUUUUUUUGUGUUGCUGAUAAAAGCUUUGGGUUUCUUUGUAAUGCUGAUGUGAUGACGUCUUUCGGUGUCAACUACAAAACAUAAUAAAUAUGAAAAGAGCA